AUGAUUCUAUUUAUUGUGAAAAUUCUUUUUCUUCAUAUUAUCUGCUCAAGAACACAAGAUAUAACUAAUAUUCGAUAUGAUUCUUUAUUAUCAGCUCAGUGUAAAGCUCGAUGUUUAUAUGAAUAUCGAAAUUAUCAACAACAACAACAGCGAACAUUAUCAUCGAUGUUGAUUAAUCGAAAAACAAAACGACUAUUGACAACAAAUGUAUUGAGAUUACCAUGGCGAUCGAUCUGGGAGCGUUGUCCACGCCUCAUCACAUGUAGUUCGUGUCUUCUCCCAUGUGACUUAGAUCCGCCACUUCUAUUAUCCAAUAAACAAAGUUGUCAAGCAAUCUGUUCUGCAUUAAAAAUUGUAGAAUGUGAACAAAGUUGUAUAUUUAUUCAAAGUCUUUAUCAACAGCAAGCUAAUUGUUUGACAGGUAAUUGUCACUUAUGCUCAUCGUCAAAUGAUUGUUCGAAAAAAAUUCCUCAGCCAUAUAAUGUUACAGCUAUAGAACGAAAAAGUCGACGAACAGUUCGAUUAAAAUGGAAUUCUCAUCAUAUGAUAAAUAUGGAACCAAUUUUUUAUGUUAUUGAAGCACAAUGGAUAUUACCACAAACUGAUGUUAAUCAAUAUGAACUUGUUUCAAAAUGGGGUUUUGUUAAAGAAGAAGUUUCACAUGCAAAAGCAAUUAUAAGAAAUAUUCAACGUGAUAAUCGAUGGUAUAAAUUUCGUGUUGCUGCUGUUACAAGAUAUGGAUAUUCGCCAUUUUCAAUAUCAACGAAACCUUUUCGUUUAACAAAUCAAUCUCAUACAUUAUCAUCAAUGAUAGAUCCACCAAGAAAUUUUUCAAUAAAAGAAUAUCAAUUAAAUUCAAAUACUAUGAAUAUUACUCUUAUUUGGCUAAAACCAGAUUUUCCAGUACAUGGAUAUCAGGUGUGGUAA
This is a messenger RNA of Rotaria sp. Silwood2, 927 nucleotides long. NCBI's taxonomy places the organism in Eukaryota, Metazoa, Rotifera, Eurotatoria, Philodinida, Philodinidae. The record is from the annotation of a GenBank genome assembly.